UUUCCGCAAUAUUUCCAUAUGUUUGUUACCGAGAUCGUCAAAUUUGCGAUAUGCUUCUUCUGGUGAAGUUUGUUGUGUGAUUAAUGCAUCCAGAAAAUCAUAUAAAUACUGAGAAACAAAUAUUAUUAUAAUUAUAAUAAAAAUUUUCAUAUUAUUCUUAAUUUUCGUAAAUUUGUAUUGAAUACAAGAAUAUACUAAUAACAUUUUCAUUUAUCAUUCUCUGCGUUCUAAAAUUCAUUUGCUUGCUACAGUCCUGCAUUUAGCAUUAUGAGUAUGAGUAAACCUAACCUUUACAUCAAGUUUGACUGAUAUUUAUCUGUUGUUGUUGCUUCUUGCCUAAAUACGUUUACAGAAAUGACUACGUGCAAAUUAAAUCAAAUAUUUAUUGGAGAAGUUGCAUCUGUACAAAAUUAUGGAGCUUUUAUCAGAAUUCCAGGUUGUUCCCUCCAGGGAUUGAUACACAAAUCACAGGUAAGCUCUGCUCAUGUCGAUAAUGUUGGUGAAGUUUUGCAAAAAGGGGAACGUAUAUGGUGUAAAGUUAUUUAUAUUGGAGAUGAUGGCAAAAUAGGACUAUCUAUGAAGUAUGUAAAUCAAGGAAAUGGUACAGAUUUAGAUCCAAAUGGAAUACAGCUACAGAGAGACGUGCAAAAGAAAAGACCUAUAGAAAAACAUGAUCGUAGAACUAUACACUUGGAAGCAAUCCUUAACACUACAUGUAUGAAAUGUGGAACUGCUGGUCAUUUAUCUAAAGACUGUUUUAUGAGUCCCGAUGGAAAAAGGUAUGAAUUGGUCCCAGAAAUUGAAGAAAAACAAGACAUUAUACAAAUACAAAGCGAUACAAGUAAAAAAGACACGGGGCAUAAGCAAAAGAAAUUAAAAAAGAAAAAGAAAGCAAGAAAAAUCAAACAAGAUGCACUUGAUAGUGAUUCUGAUGAAAAAGAUGUAAUUAAAAAGAAAAAGAAGAAAUAUUCUAAAGACCAGAUGAAGAAAAAGAAGAGACAUGAGAGUUCUUGUAGUGAUAAAAAUUCUAGCGAUAGUUUUUCUAGUCAUGAUGUGAAAGCUCAUAAACGAAAGCAUUCAGAAAGUUCAGGAAAACGUACUAAAAAGUUUUCAGGUGGAAAUGGAUUUUGUUGUAGUAAGAACUGAAGUUUCUCAAAUCCCUCACUUGGCUUUGUAUCCAUAUUUAUUAAAGCCUGAUUAUGCAAAGUGACAGCGUCAAGUUCUUCCUCAGAUCUAGGAGGCAUAUCUGUUAAUGCUUCUUUUGCUGAUUCAUCUAAAAGCAGUAAAUAAAGAGCGUGAAAUAUUAAAUACACUAUGGAAACUUAAACUUAAAAAA
Molecule: messenger RNA, 1336 nt
Organism: Bombus pyrosoma
Lineage: Eukaryota; Metazoa; Arthropoda; Insecta; Hymenoptera; Apidae
Product: nucleolar protein of 40 kDa-like
Exons: 3
Coding region: 355-1146 (263 amino acids)
Biological process (GO): RNA stabilization
Molecular function (GO): RNA binding; zinc ion binding
Source: RefSeq, a predicted model, not a curated record